AUGGCUGCCCGUCGCGCCCUAACCCGCUCCAUUCCCGCCCUCUCGGCUCGCUCCGUUCCCCGCGUCUCAUCCCUCACCCCCGCCAUGUCUUCGCCGGCUGCAAACACCAGCAAGAUAGCGGCCAGGCGUCUUCACGCAACAGCAAAACACCUCAAGCCCGCAACCACCACCGCCGCCAGCUCCGCCGAUUCGUACCCCACAUCCCACGACCAGAUCCGGUCGCCAGCCAACACCCAAAACUUCCUGGACAAUGAGUUCGUCGAGAGCAAAGCCACGCAAUGGAUUGAUCUGUACGACCCGGCGACCAACAACCUCGUAACUCGGGUGCCUCAGUCCACCGAUGCCGAGCUCAAAACUGCCGUCGAGUCUGCGCAGAAAGCGUUUCCAAAGUGGAGGAACACGUCGCUGCUGGCGAGGCAGCAGAUCAUGUUCAAGUUCGUGGCGCUGAUCAGGGAGCACUGGGACAGGCUGGCGGCCAGCAUCACGCUAGAGCAGGGCAAGACGUUUGCCGAUGCGAAGGGCGAUGUGUUGAGGGGCCUGCAGGUUGCGGAGACGGCAUGUGGCAUCACCACACAGAUGACCGGCGAGGUGCUGGAAGUUGCAAAGGAUAUGGAGACGAGGAGCUACCGGGAGCCACUGGGUGUUGUGGCUGCUAUAUGCCCUUUCAAUUUCCCGGCGAUGAUUCCUCUCUGGUCCAUCCCUAUUGCCACCAUAACCGGCAACACGAUUCUUAUCAAGCCAUCGGAGCGCGAUCCGGGCGCUAUGAUGAUCCUGGCCGAACUCGCAACCAAGGCAGGCUUCCCACCAGGCGUCAUAAACGUGAUUCACGGUUCCGCUAAGACUGUCGACUUCAUCCUCGACGAGCCUCUCAUCAAGGCCGUGUCGUUUGUCGGCAGCAACAAGGCCGGCGAGUACAUCUACAGCCGUGCUUCGGCGAACGGCAAGAGGGUACAAGCAAACUUGGGCGCGAAGAACCAUGCCGCAGUCCUACCAGACGCAAAUAAGAAUCACGCACUAAAUGCGAUCGCUGGCGCAGCUUUCGGCGCCGCAGGGCAAAGGUGCAUGGCGCUGAGCACGUGCGUAAUGGUGGGCGAGACAAAAGACUGGGUGCCUGAGAUUGCAGAGAGAGCCAAAGCACUUAAGGUCAAUGGUGGGUUCGAGGAAGGGACGGAUCUAGGACCGGUGAUCUCUCCCGAGGCGAAGAAGCGGAUUGAGGGUCUCAUCCAGAGCGCGGAGGACGAGGGAGCGACCAUACUACUGGACGGGAGGGGCGUCAAGCCGGAGAAGUACCCCAAUGGCAACUUCAUCGGCCCAACACUCAUUGCGAACGUGCAGCCGCACAUGAAAUGCUACACUGAGGAGAUUUUCGGCCCAGUCCUUGUAUGCUUAAACGUUCCGACCAUCGACGAAGCCAUCGACCUCAUCAACGCGAACCCGUACGGCAAUGGUACUGCCAUCUUCACGCGCAGCGGCUCCACUGCCCAGCGCUUUACGCAUGACAUUGAAGCCGGACAGGUUGGCAUCAACGUCCCGAUACCCGUACCUCUCCCGAUGUUCAGCUUCACAGGGAACAAGAAGAGCGUCGCGGGCGGAGGCGCCAACACCUUCUACGGCAAGCCGGGAAUCCAGUUCUACACGCAGACGAAGACGGUGACGAGUCUGUGGAGGAGCGAGGACGCCGUGGCUACGAAGGCGAGCGUGAACAUGCCUACGCACAGCUGA
Messenger RNA from Coniosporium apollinis CBS 100218, 1722 nucleotides. Its product is annotated as methylmalonate-semialdehyde dehydrogenase (acylating). NCBI's taxonomy places the organism in Eukaryota, Fungi, Ascomycota, Dothideomycetes. The record is from RefSeq and is a predicted model, not a curated record. Gene Ontology annotation, molecular function: malonate-semialdehyde dehydrogenase (acetylating, [NAD(P)+]) activity; methylmalonate-semialdehyde dehydrogenase (acylating, NAD+) activity. The coding region runs from base 1 to 1722 and encodes 573 amino acids. The transcript is spliced from 4 exons. Gene Ontology annotation, biological process: thymine catabolic process; L-valine catabolic process. Gene Ontology annotation, cellular component: mitochondrion.